This is a messenger RNA of Ostrea edulis (European flat oyster), 8553 nucleotides long. RefSeq names its product E3 ubiquitin-protein ligase ubr3-like. The record is from RefSeq and is a predicted model, not a curated record. Gene Ontology annotation, cellular component: cytoplasm; ubiquitin ligase complex. The transcript has 36 exons. Bases 19 to 5439 code for a protein of 1806 amino acids. Gene Ontology annotation, biological process: protein ubiquitination; ubiquitin-dependent protein catabolic process via the N-end rule pathway. Gene Ontology annotation, molecular function: zinc ion binding; ubiquitin protein ligase activity. Lineage: Eukaryota; Metazoa; Mollusca; Bivalvia; Ostreida; Ostreidae.
UACCAUGGAAACAUCAACAUGGCUGCACCGAGCGAAGUGACAGCUCUUCUGAAACGAGGAAAACGUAGCCUGGCCAGUCUGUUUAAAGGAGAAUGGUCGCGGCGAAAUGGUUCUCCGAAAGCGUUCAAAGAAUUUCUUGACUAUUUAUUUGAUCCUAGACGGAAGUCAAUCGAAGACGUCGACACGAUUGAUUGGUGUCGCUGGAUCAUCGCAGGAGGAGCAACAUUUGAUGAGUUUUCAGCAGCAGUGAAACAAUAUGACAAUGCUGUGACAUGUGGCCUGGUGUGGACAAAGAAUUAUGUAGCAUAUCGCUGCAGAACCUGUGGAAUUUCACCCUGCAUGUCCCUUUGCUAUGAGUGUUUUCAUUCAGGGAACCAUGAAGGUCAUGAUUUUAAUAUGUUUCGGAGCCAGGCAGGUGGUGCCUGUGACUGUGGGGAUGUCAGCGUUCUCAACAAAUCGGGAUUCUGUUCCCGCCAUGGUCCGGACAGGAAGAACCUGAAUGUCACGCCUCCCCCAGACCUUCUCGCUAUUGCCGAGGCCCUGAUGCCAAGAAUUAUUCUUAGACUUAUUCAUCAUUUUCGAGACAACUGUAAACCAAUGGCAUAUCGAGACACGUUCAGCCUGGCAAUGAAUGAUGCCGAGCACUUCCUGUCUUUUCUGCACAGCCUCAGUGACAUGGGUGCAGCCAUGCGGAAAGUAAUAGGACUGGCUUUGACGAACACUACUGUGUACAAGUAUCUAACAGAAGUGGAGGAGCUUCCCGAUUAUUCCAACAGCUAUUUCGUGGAAAGUCAGAAGAAUUACCUAACAGAGUUGAAGAGUCUUCAAGUUCCCAAGGGAUUCGAGGACUUUGAUAAUCUCCCUGGCCUGUCUCAGACACUGCAUCACAACUGUUUGCUGGAUGAACUUGUGUUUUGGAUGGUCAAGUAUGAGUUUCCAGAAAAGUUGGUCACUUUGCUGUUAAGUCUGCUGCCAGAUGACCACUACAAGGAAUCCUUCACAAAGGCCUUUGUGAAGCACUACAGUAGGAUCUCGUUGGUACUGGUGAAAGGUCUGAAGAGGACGGAGAUCGGGAACCGUGUUGUCCACAUCAGCGUCCAGCUGUUCAGUAAUGAGGGCCUAGCCUGUCAGAUGGUGCAGGAGUACAACCUGCUAUACACGCUCAUUAUUAGUCUGACACACAUGAUCGAGAACACUCUCCUGGAAAGUUCACUAGAGGACUUCCGACUGAAUUUCCAUAUGGUGGUGGACUGCACCAAUGACAUCAUGAAGGAGCACAUUUACUGGCCGAUCGUCAGUGAUUUCAUUAAUCUCCUGGCUCAUAAGAAGGUGGCCCAUAAAUUCCUGUCGGACAGUCGACUGGUGGUGAUGUGGCUGGACCUGCUGUCCUACUUCCAGGGAAUGAAUCUGAAUCACCGAGAACUCAGUCAGCACGUAGAGUUUGAGUCGGAGACUUACUAUGCUGCUUUUUCUGCAGAACUGGAAAUUGCUUCAGCUCCUAUGUGGUCCCUUAUAUCUCAUUGUAAAACUGCAGACAGUAGAGAACAGGUUCUAAACAUGAUCAAGGUGUGUGUGGAUGCUCUCCAAGACUGGUUUGAUGCCAUCAACUGUAAAGAGUCUACAAAGCCCAACCCAUUCCAGCUGACCUUUCACCUACCUCUCCACCGUUACUUAGCAACAUUCAUCGAGACUGGCAUUUCACAUCAUAAUAUGACCUUUGAUGACCUCCCAUUAACUGAGAAAUUGUUGAAGAUGACGUUCACCCAUCUCUUACAGAUUCAGGUGUGUCUGGCAGAGAUAUACAGCUCUAUGUGGGUCAGAAAUGGAAUUCAGAUCAAAGGUCAAGCCAUGACCUACAUUCAGUGCCACUUUUGCUAUUCCAUGGGGGAUGCUGACUUAUAUCUCAUGCAGCUGUGUGCCUGUAGAUUUGAUCCAGACUACUUUGUAAAGACAGUGAUGGAGAGAUUUCACAUAGAGAACUGGUUGACAUUUGGGUCUACUCCAGUCAACACCAGUUUUAAGCUGGAGGCGGAGCAGCAGUUAGCCAUGGUAGAUGCUGUGCUCCAGUUCUUCACUACGCUGCUGGGAGUCAGGACUUACCUCGGUAUUGGUGAAAAGGAGCUAACUCAUCUAGAGAUGGCCACCAUUCUGUGUUUUGGGGACAAGCCUCACAGUCAGAUAAUGGACUCCAUGCCCGAGAGGUCAGGCAUUACUGGACAGAAGGAGCUUUUUGAGCCGACACUAGCUGAGAUUGCUGAUUACAAGGCACCAAAUUUAGAGUCCAGUGGAGGUCUUCAGCAAGGAACAUACACACCAAAAGGCUUUGUGUGGGAAAAAGAAUUUGAUCCAAUCCAUGUCGGCCUGAGAGCUCUGUACAAGAAAGACAUACAGACGGCAUUAGACAGAUACACCGAGCACAUUAGACAGUCGGGAAAAUACAAGUCAAAGACUCCACCCUGGCCCCCGUUCCGAUCCCCCGGGAAAAUUUCCACCGCCUACAAAGAUCUGCUCCGCCUUCUUCACUGUAAAACCAUGCAUGCAUUCCUCUUCACGGUUCUCUACAGGUUUCUGAAGGAGACUAACAUCCCAGACAGUAUUUUGUACAAUGCUGUACACCUGCUGGACCUGGCGUUGACCCUGCCCUCUCCUGAUACCUGCAGAAAGUUUAAGAAUUCGUUCUGUGGGAGUGUUACAGACGUGGAUUUUCAGGACUGGUUCUGCGGCACCAGUAUUCAUCAAAACAUCCGAGAGGUGGUGAAGGAAGUGUUGAUUCCGGUCCUUGUCGAGAACUUCCUCCCAACUUCGUUGUCAAGUCUGGAGGAGAUGUUCCAAAUGGCUCCUAGUGCCAUGAUGAAUACCGCAGGCCCAAUCACAGCUGCUCACUCUGGUGCUGUCCCCACCGGUCUGGUUCCCGUCCCCGUGUCUGGUCACUGUCAUCUUGUAACACAGAAGGCUCACCAGUCCACUGCUAAAUCUGAUUCCGUGCCAAAAUAUGAAAAUCGAGGUGUGUCCACUGAGCAUGCUCAGAAACUUUGUGUUCCGAUCAAUGAAUGUAUGAUUAGCAUGUUGAUGAAAAUUCAUGCGAAACUGACUGGACGCUCAUGUUCAUACGUUCCCUUGUCGCAGUCUCAGAGACAAGUGUCCGACUCUGUGAUUGGUGAUGGACCGUUCUUUGUGUGUAAAUUGCUCGAUAAAAUGUCUCGAAGCAGCACAGAUUGUGCACGUGCCAUAGAGGAAGUGUACACGUCUCUCAUGCCGAAAGGGGCGUCUGGAGUGGGGAAGAAGAGAGACACCGCCAAAGAUGAAGAAAGGAGACGAAAGGCUAGGGAGAGACAGCAGAAACUGAUGAACAAGUUUGCUUCGAAACAAAAAGCUUUCAUGGAGCAAAAUCUCCAUACCAUGUCAGAUGAUGAGAAUGAUGCCACAAGUGACACGUCUUUCACGGAGAUACCGUCAGAAACGAAUGCUGGUCCACGAGUUGAAGAGUAUGAUUGUGUCAUCUGUGGAACCACUUCUCCAUCUACUGCUGAGAAAACAGUGGGGCUUGUGGUGCUUUUACAGCCCAGCAGUGUGCUGGGACACAGACUACAGGAGAAUGAUGUGAUCAGCCUGCCCCUGAAGAAGGAUCAGAAGCUGUAUCCUCACGUCUCCUGUGCCUCAGUCCAGAAACAGCAACUCAAAACCAUGUUUGAACACUUUCAGGAGAGUUCCUGUCAGGUGUCGGUCAACAUUGGCUGGGAAGGUGGGGUGGUUGUACAGACUUGUGGUCACUAUUUACACCUGGACUGUCACAGCUCCUACCUGUUGUCCCUCCGGACGCAGGAGAUGACUGGGAACCUUGCAGUCAAUAAAGGAGAAUACUGGUGCCCUCUGUGUCGGCAGUUGGCUAACUCGGUAAUUCCCAUCCCACCGGAGGAAGACCAGUAUACCGUGCGGAGGCCCUUGUCUCAUGAUCCGGAUCAUCUGAUUAAAGAUAUAGCUGAUAUGAUGGUCUCAAGGCCCAUAACUCCAAGAUCCCCCAACUUAACGAAGGUGAUGGGCAGCGUGAUGGAGGAUCUUACUAAUGCCACGUACGGCAAAUUUAAAACCUACACGAGUUCCCAGACCUCCGAGAGCGUGCUCCUGUUUGUCUGUUCUGUCGCCAGAACAAACCUUGAAAUGGAGCUGGUCAACAGGGGGUACGUUCUAACGGAAUCCACCUCUCAAUCCGGAAAACGCUGUUUGUUGCCAUUGUACCAUGUCCUCAGCAUGCACAGUAAGAUACUGACCACCAAACCCUACACCGAUCUCUGGUCGCACAUGACUGGCUUAAGCUGCUGCUCAGAACAGACUGACAGUGUGUCCGUGUACCACAAAGAAGUCCCCUUAUUAUUAAAGGACCCUGUGUCUCUGUUUGUUCAGAUCUUACUAACGCUGCCAUCCACAAUGCAAAUAGAGCACUUUGAGUGUGUGCUGAGAGUCCUAUACAAUGUAGUAUUUAUCAAAGCCAUUGCCGCUACCAGCUGUACGUUUACAUCAGAGGAGAGGGAAGCCUGGAGGAAAAAGGGAAGACACUCCCAGCUGACGACAUUGGAGGGGAUGAUGAGUCAUGUGAUCACCCGGCUGCAGCUGAGUCGAGUUUAUGACGACAUUGAUAUGGACAAAGACAUACCAGCGAUCUGCCAGAGUGUGUGGUCCCCCCAGAGUGUGGACAUGGCUGUUCAGGAAGUGUUUCUACCGUUCCUCCGUGUGGCCGCCCUGCUCAAGUAUCACCUUUUUAAUGUGGAGUUUCCAAAGCAAAUGUUGUCAGAUUGUGAGUUUUUGCACCUGUGUGAGUAUCUGAGGAUCCAAGGUACCCGCCCCUCUCCAAGCGAUGGCCAGAGCACGUGUUCAUCCCGUGUGCGAUGGACAAUUGAGGAACCUCUCAAUCUGACGCGAGCCUGGUGCACAGACUUAGCCAAUGUGGCCAAUCAGGAGCCUGUGGAUUUCAAGACACUCCUGUUGGCAAACAACAGCUGGAGCACGCCGUGGUUGAUUGACCUGCCUCAUCAAUACUACCUGAUCUUCCAGGCGUACAGCCAGAAGCCCUGUGUCAUCUGUGGGGAGGUGCCAAAUGACCCUGCGAUUUGUCUCGUGUGUGGUCACUACACCUGCUUCAGACAGAGCUGUUGUACUCAGCAGGGGGUCUCUGAAUGUGUCCAUCAUUCCAUUCAGUGUGGAGCAGGCACUGCCAUGUUCCUGUUGAUUAACUCAACCAUUGUGGUGGUCAUUCGUGGUCCGAGGGCAACACUCUGGGGGUCUGUGUAUCUCGAUGAUCAUGGCGAGGAGGACCGCGACCUUAAGAGAGGGAAGCCCCUGUAUUUGAGUAAGGAGCGAUACCGCCUGUUACAGCAGCAGUGGCUGACCCACAGCUUUGAUAGGAGCUGUCAGCGUUGGAUCUGGCACCAGGACAGACUCUAGCCAAUCAGAUAACUUGGCACAUGUAGCCUUGCCAAUCAGAUAACAUGGCACAUGUAGCCUAGCCAAUCAGAUAACAUGUCACAUGUGGCCUUGCCAUUCAGGAAAGUUAAGCCAUAGCUCACUGCAUGGAACUCGCCAGUCACAGUAUUUGUCUUGUCCUUCUGGUUUUUGUCGUUAAAACCAGUCGGCCAUGUUGUUUCUGUGAUCAAUCCAAGAGGAAGUUGUUUGAAAAAACCAAACACUGGAUAAAUUGAAUGCUCAACCCUGAUAGUGAUAGUAUGCUCAAUUUGAAGAUGAAGAAUUUCAUUUGUUUUGCUAUUUUUCACAAAGCUAAUUUUGAAGCUGACGGGAUUUUUUUUUUAGAAUGAUCAUGUUUCUAAAAUGCUGUAAAUCACGUUUUAUUUGCACAAACUUUAUUUACAUGUAAUUACGCGAGACUAGUCAUUUGUGAACACCUAGAUGUGGUGAAUAAACACUUCAAAAUACCAGACUUUAAAAGCAAUAAGUAAUGAUGUGGGAAAGUUAUGUCUUGUGAAUAAUUGCAUACCCGGGUACUUGCGAAAAUAAGGCCUCGCAAAAUAAAAAGUGAUCUACAAUACAUAAUAUGUUAUUAAGAUUGUUGCCUCAGAUGUCCAUCAAAUCGUGACUGAAAAUGAGCAGUGAUGUAUUUCCCAGAAAGAAAUAUUUGGAAGAUGCAGAUAUACUGUAUAAGUGGAAUUUUUAGUGAGACACAAAUUUUGAGAUUUUUCCAUAACAAUGAAUAAUAUAUACAUGUAUAUAACGAGAGCUAAUUUUAGCGACUUUAUAAUUCUAGAAAAGAUAACUAUUACCUCUGAUAUGGAAUAAAUUGUUAGCGAUGUUCAAUAUUAGCUAUCUGAUCACUCUCGCCAUUAAUGCCAAAAUUAAAUCCUCACUAACGAUUCUGCGGAAUGAUAUGGUAUCACAAAUUUUUCCUGAUGUGAAGUCUAUGUAGGUCCUUAUUCUUGGUAGUUCUUUAAUGAUAUCCUUUCCAUUCAGACAUGCUAACUCAGUAAUGUAGUGGGUGAUAUAAUUACAUGUACACGGUGAUUUCUUCAAGGGAUUUAAAAGUAUAGUUUUCAGGGACAUUAAUUUUGUUAUUUUACUAAUAAUUUGGUUUUAGUGAACAAUAUGCUAGGUAUAGAAGGUUUUUAAAAUUAUCUGAUACUAUUAUACACAAUAUAAUGCGGCAUUUUCAUGAAUAGAGCUGGGACGAUGUAAUGAUGAAAUAAGAUACUACAACAAUGGAUAUGAAUUACAGUAAUUAUGCAUAUCGACACGUUUAGUGAAAUAUAGAUUUGGACCCUACUGACUUGGUUUAUAGUACUAGCUUUUUCUGUUAGAUUUUAAGCUUGUUAAAUUAAGACAGCAAAAAUGAAACUAGUAUGUGAAGUAAUACACUUGUGUUAAAUGAUUUAGCUGACAAAAAGUAUAUUUUACGUCAUUUUAGAAAUAUUAUGAUACGUAUCGUAUCAAGGCAGCUAGCUGUAUCAUGAUAUGUAUCGUUACUAAAGAAACCUGUAUCGUCCCAGUCUUAGAAUUAUAAAUCCGGAGGUCGAGACCACACACUGUAAAUUUAUUCAAUGAGUUGUCUUUCAAUGAUACUUUUAAGGACUUUCUUUUUCAAUGCUGUAAAAUCACUAUUUUCAUAGAGACCAACAUUUAUUGUUGAGAAAAGAUAACUGGAUAUGAAGUGUAUUUAAGAUUUAUUAUAUACCCAUCAAUGUUUCGUGUUUUUGAUACUGUUGAUUUCAGAGAGUGUUAUCCGAUCUUCCGGAUCACCACACUAUGGUUUUCCGAUUCUGUCAUUUUCCUCUGAUGUCACAUUGCAUCAACGCAACGUUUUCUGUGUAAAUUAGCGCACUUCCGCUUGUGUAAAAGGUACCAACAUCACAAUACUGUAAACACUAGUGUUCAUAAAGACUUCAUUUGGUAAGUACCUGUAGUUGUGAAUUUUCAGUGGUAGUUUAUUCUCUCCAUUUUCUGGAUUGGAAUUCAUGGGUGUGUUCUUACCGUAUCAUUGAUUUUACAGCUGGAGACGUCAAAUUUGGUUAAUAUAUACAUUCUAGAGAAAAUGGAAAUUUUAUGUGGUGGAUCACAAGGGAGUGUGAGGGAUGUAAUUAGUCCACUGCAGGAGCUAAGUCCAUUUUGUGACCACCACAGGGACUUGGUCCAUUUUUUGACCUUGAGUCAAUGUUACUUUGACCCUCAGUUACAACCUAUGGCCUCUAUCUCGAUCUGAUUAAAAUCGGAUAUUUGAUCCACUCCAUUAUUAAUUUUAAUCAGAUUGCCUCUAUCUGGAAUGUGAUGCCAUAUAAAAAAAAUUUCUUGGUUUUAUGAUCUCAUUCUGAUUGAUUCUGUUCCGUGUACAUUGUUCAAAUCUUGUUGUAAACAAUGUGAUAGUGGUGGGUUUUUCACGUGUUGAUGAAAUCGGCACACAGGAUUCUCUAACUUAAAACUUUGAUAAAUGUGUUAAAUAUCAUUAAUGUAAGAUCGAGUUGUUAUCUUAUUAUGAAGGGCAUUUCAUUAAUUAGUGAAUCUCAAGCUCUGGUAGAUAUCUUGUGUCUCGUGAUUCUCUCAUGAACCAGACUUUCUCCAGUCCUUACUGUAUGAGAAUUUCAGCCUUGUAAUUAUUGUUUUCAGCCUGUGUGUAUUAUAUACAUGUAGAGACAUGCCAAUAUGAUGAAAUUUGUCACUAGAGGGAUGUAGAAUCAGCUCAUUGUAUACUGUUUGUUAAGUGUGUUGAAGGGUAAUUUUUUAAAGUAAGAUAUUUUCUCUGAUUAACCUAAAUGCAACUUUUGCAUAGAAAAGGAUACAUUGUAUGGUUUUGGGUGGGUUGGUCAGGUGGUGAAUAUUGAAAUCUCAUUUCUUGUUUGAAAUUCGCUGGUUAGAAAGUUUCUGUCAGAUUAUGAUAGUCAUUUGUUUGUGUUGCGUGACAGUGCUGGAUGAGAGUUGCAUUGCUUGUUUGUGUUGCGUGACAGUGCUGGAUGAGAGUUGCAUUGCUUGUUGAGAAAUACAUGUGCAUGUUCUUUUUGUUGUUUUGUUGCCAAGAAUUUUGUAUUGAAUAUACUGUUAAAUGGAUUACAAAAAAUGAUA